This is a messenger RNA of Gavialis gangeticus (Gharial), 2909 nucleotides long. It is a transcript of the gene NUDT12, whose product is annotated as nudix hydrolase 12. Gene Ontology annotation, molecular function: protein binding; NADH pyrophosphatase activity; metal ion binding. Bases 557 to 1945 code for a protein of 462 amino acids. Gene Ontology annotation, biological process: NADP+ catabolic process; NAD+ catabolic process. Gene Ontology annotation, cellular component: cytosol. The transcript has 7 exons. Lineage: Eukaryota; Metazoa; Chordata; Crocodylia; Gavialidae. The record is from RefSeq and is a predicted model, not a curated record.
GGGGACAGCGCAUGCGCCGCUCAGGGCCUCUCCUCUCGCCCCCAGGCAGCAGGGUUUGAGAGCACUUGUUUUAAGCCUUUGCCCCUCCGACCUUCGCUCAUGUCCCUGCUGUGUCUUUUCUUUGCCCCAAGCCAUCACUGAUGCGCCCCCAGUGGCUCCCUGGUGGAGGGUUGUAGCUGUACCUGGCGCACAGGCCCCUUGGCCACUCGCGUCUCCGGGCAUUUUCACAGGGCUGUGUCUGCCGCCUCCUUGGACUCACUGCGGCGGGCGCUGUCCGGUGGCUCUGCUCAGCAUUCCCCCUCGGGGCAUCUGUUUAAAUCUGAUACCUUGCUCCUGUCCCUGCUUUAUCUUUUAUUUUUCCCAUUAUUUCAGUUGAUAUACACCCAGAAGCCCCCUCUAAUAAAGGCGAGUAACCGUUGCUCUGUGGGCAUAAGCCCACCUUGCCCCUUAUGCUGCAAAUAGGCCUGACCCUUAUCUCGGUGGCUUCCCGCCUUGGAGCACUUGUCGGCCUCUAACCCUCACAUCAUUUCAGCUGUCCCAAGGAAUCAUUGAGAUAAUGACAGCCCUUGAAAGGAACCCCAAGCAGCAGAUGAUUUCUCAGCUGCAUAAUUUUGCUUCUGCUGGUGACACAGCCAGGUUGAAAGCAUUGCUGACACGGUCUCCAUCCCUUAUUAAUGCAACAUCCGAAAAUGGUUGGACAGCCUUAAUGUAUGGUGCUAGGAAUGGGCACCUCGAGAUUGUGCAGAUUCUUCUUGAAGAAGGGUGUGACAAAUCCAUUGCCAAUAAAUCAAGGCAGACUGCACUGGACAUUGCUAAAUUUUGGGGGUAUAAGCAUGUCGCGAAUUUACUGGCUAAUAUUAAGGGUGGGAAGACACUUAUUUCCUUGCCAAAUGAAGUGAGGGAAUGUGAAAAUUAUUUCAGCAGGACACUUUUGGACAGAAGAAGUGAUAAAAGAACAGAUUAUAAAUGGCUAAGCAAAAAACAGAGCCAUCCAACUACAAUUUACAUCCUUUUUUCAAAGUUAAGCCCACUGGUUACUUUAACAGGAGAAGAAGACAGUACCCAGCAGCCAGAAGUCAGGCUUUGUAAGCUAUGCCACAAGGAUGUCAAGGAAUAUAUGUCAGAAAAAGUCACCUUGAUUUUUCUUGGAGUAGAACUUCAACGAAAUAAAGACUUGUUAGCUACUCACAAUGGAGGAGUUUUAAAAGAAGUUGAAGAGGAUGGAUUAGUUGCUUGGUUUGCUGUUAGCAUAGAUUCUAUCUCCACUGAGCAGUUUAAACAGAAGCAUCAAGAUAGUUAUUUUCUUCAUCCUCCAAUGCCUGCACUCCUGCAGUUGCCUGAAAAAGAAGCUGGAGUAGUAGCCCAGGCUAGAUCCAUUCUCGCAUGGCACAGCCGGUAUCAGUUCUGCCCAACAUGUGGUAGUACAACCAAGACUGAAGAAGGAGGUUACAAGAAGACCUGCUUAAAAAAUGGUUGUCCCAGUCUGCAAGGUGUUCACAAUACAUCAUAUCCAAGAGUUGAUCCUGUAGUGAUAAUGCAAGUCAUUCAUCCAGAUGAGAACCAAUGCCUCUUGGGUAGAAAGAGUACGUUUCCUCCAGGCAUGUUUACCUGCCUUGCUGGAUUUGUAGAACCUGGUGAAACAAUAGAAGAUGCGGUUCGAAGAGAAGUAGAAGAGGAGAGUGGAGUCAAGGUUGGCCAUGUUCAGUAUGUCUCUUGUCAGCCAUGGCCAAUGCCCUCCUCCCUAAUGAUUGGUUGCUUAGCUGUUGCUGUGUCUACAGAAAUUAAAGUUGACAAGAAUGAAAUAGAGGAUGCCCGCUGGUUCACUAGAGAACAGGUUGUGGAAGUUCUCAUAAAAGGAAAUCAGCGUUCAUUUUUUGUGCCACCAAGUCGAGCCAUCGCACACCAGUUGAUAAAGCACUGGAUUGGAAUGAACUCGAACCUUUAAAUGCAAGGAAUUGAUUUAAUUUAAAUUACUUCGUCCAAUGACCACUAAUAUUGAAAGUAAGUUAGAAAUAAUGGAUCAUCUAGUAAAGAGUGUAACCACAGUAACUGAGUCUUAAUCCUGGCUUUUGGGUUUGCCUGGACUCACUGUCCUUUUCAGAAGUGGGUUGGAAUAGGUUAGUGCCCAUUAAUUACCCCAAACAAAAAAUAGUGUCAAGAUUUAAAUAUGUUUUUGUCUUUCACUACCACUCCUCCUUCUUACCAGCUCCUGAGUUACCUACUUUGGAUCUUUUAUUUGUUUGAGAUGUAAGGUUUAAUUUAGCCCUGAUGGAAGUGGUCCCAACUCCACAUAACUUUAUCUAAAAGCUGCCUGUUGUCUGGGACACUCUCUGUAGUUAUCUCCUUUUCUGUUAUCUUGCUUCCUUUUUUUGUCUUGUUUUCUCUUUCUUGUCCCAUAUUUUAUUCACCUUUUCAUUUUCUUCUAUCUUCAUCCUGUUCCAUUCACCCUUUAUCUGCAGUCACUUGUCACUCCCCUCAGAUCAACAAAAUACUUUUUAAAGUCUAGCAACAGUAGCACUUAUUGCAGGGGAAAUCAGCAAGUAUUAGCUGCUGCUAUAGCAUAUAUUUAUGAAGAUGCUGAAUGUGUAGCAUUUUUGUACAUCACAUGAAUAGCGUUGCAGCAAUCCAAUCUGAACUAACAUACCCACGUAGACAUACUGUACUACACUAUUAUAUUUGCAAUAAAGAAGAGUGAGGAGCUGUCCUGUCAGCGUGAUAAUCAGAUACUGGUAUAAGGCAGUGACUGUGGUAGGUGCUGUUGAGCAGAAAACAAGUGUGUGGUAGAUUGUCUUCUGGUCAGUGCAUAUUGUUUUAGAGAACUGCAAGAAAAUUAGAUUAAUUAAACUAAGCAUAAAAGAUGCAAAAAUUUAAAUGACAUCACAAAAAUGUAAAAUAAAAUGUGCUUAAUA